This is a messenger RNA of Topomyia yanbarensis, 3903 nucleotides long. Its product is annotated as putative RNA-binding protein Luc7-like 2. The transcript has 6 exons. Gene Ontology annotation, cellular component: U1 snRNP; U2-type prespliceosome. Lineage: Eukaryota; Metazoa; Arthropoda; Insecta; Diptera; Culicidae. Gene Ontology annotation, molecular function: mRNA binding. The record is from RefSeq and is a predicted model, not a curated record. Bases 2066 to 3055 code for a protein of 329 amino acids. Gene Ontology annotation, biological process: mRNA splice site recognition.
CAAAUGCGGGCGAUGCUGGAUCAGCUCAUGGGAACGGCCAGGAAUGGUGAAACCAACCGGUUCUCGACCAAAUUCUACGACAACAAAGUAUGUAAGAGUUUUUUGUUAGGCUGCUGUCCGCAUGAGAUCCUCGCCUCAACGACACGUCGCUACUCCUAACAAUUUCAAUUCUACUUCCUCGUGUCGGAAUUAAGAAUGUAGGUUGGUUCUAGACCAUAAAAAUCACCCAGUCAAACCUGGUGUGGCGAUGUCAGUUGUAGGCAAUCCGAUGAUCGUAAGUACUAUUCUAACCGCGAGACUGUGAUCAUCCUAAAGAAAACCAAAAAAAAAAAGCGUUUUGUGUAUUACCUCUUUCAAGCAGGAUAGCUUUUGGUUUGUUUGACUUGUAUUGAAGGAAUCGGUAGAGUUGCACGCGUCCUGCAAAGCAAAGCAAACCGGGGCACAUCAGACGCAGUUUACUUCGUGUCUCCAAUAGUAUUCAGAAUUGUAAUGCAUUGAUGGGUACGUAUAUACAUAAAAACAAAACAAUGAAAUAGUCAAAACUGUAAACCACCGCCAUCACCGUUGUCGUCGAAGGCUUUCACGCGCGAUUGGGUAUGUACAAAAUUCAAAUCUUUGGUAACAUCCUUGAUCUACACACACAUUCCAAAAACUAGUAAUAAACAACUUGGGACUGUAUGUUCUCGUGUCAAUCGUGUAACUUUGUAGUAUCUACCAACUUUUCGAACGCUUCUGGAAGGGUUCUAAUAACCGCCCCUAUCUCAGACGAUGCAAAAGUGUGUCCUAAUCUAUAUAGAGUCACCACAUCUGUACCUCCGGCGUCCCAACGAAAUACAAAAAAUGCAGAGUUCGAACGUACGUAUACUAUACAAUUUUUCGUUUGUUUGUUAACAUACUGUUUAUACUGAUCGGAUGAUGAUUCUUUUCAAUGUAACGAACGAAUUUUUCCGGGGACUCAUCUCUUCGUACGUGCUCCCCCCGUUUCGUAUUUCCGACGAGAGACAAUGCUGAAUUGUAGCAGUGUCGGAAGUUUCCGUAUCAGAAAAAAAUACUUGAGUUGUACCUUGUUCUACAACGCUUAGCUCGUGUGGCAGGGAGGUUGUGUUGCGUAUAAUAUUUGGUGAGUAAAAUAUAGCUACAAUCUGGAACUGAUGUCGUUAUUGUGUAGGUCGAACUUGAUUUGAAUAGAAAAAAAAAUUAAAUCGAAUGAAAUAGUAGAACUUAUGAACGAAUUAAGUCGGUUUAUUUGAAUUGUUGAUAAAUGAAUCACGUAUUUGUCGGUUUCGUCAAUCCGUCAAUAAUCCGUUUCUUCCUUCACCAACAAUUUCAAAUGGUACAUGUGUUAUAUUGUGUGCCUUUUUACUAACACAAGUUUUCAUCAUACUCACUCCUUAGAGUUGACAUUUGUAUAUUUCGUAACUCAUUUUUGUACUUUUUUUAAAAAUGUCUUUGAAUUAAUUUAAUAAGCAUCCGAACUUAUUACGCUUUUUACACGAGGUAACUAUCACUGAAAGCUACAGCAUGACAAAACACCUCUAAUGUCUAAUAAGUAAACCACAUUGAACAAAACAAGAACAACAAUUUGAAUAGCUUAUAAGGACCAUUUUGUGGAGAAGGUUGUGGAUCCAAUUGGUAGGAUUUACUGCUAACUCAAUAUUCCAAGAGAUUUUUAAUAACCAAUCCAGCAAUCGUCUAAAGUUCCUAUUGCACGAAUUUGGAUCCGUAUUUCUGAAGUUUAUUUCAUACAUAAUCUAUCUCUAAAAUCUUGAGAAUUUCCCAAUUCUAUUCGAUUUUUUCUCUAAAUUUAAAAUUAAUAAAUAGUUGAGUAACAACAAGUAAGUAGCUACUUAGGUGCAGUGUCAAUUGUUUUUGUUUAAAUGAUUUAAAAAAAUCCUGGCCACAAUAUAACACAUUGACGAAAAAGUAGAAAGAACAUCAAUUUGACCUAAAAUAAUACCAGAAAACCAAAGUAGAAUAUCAGUCCCCUGGCAGCUCGCUCCUUGUUCGAUCCGAAAGCUAACUUUUUAUCACUUUUCUUUCUCUCUUCCAAUUUCUCGCGUAGCGCAUGGACCUGGGAGAUUGCCCAAAGGUACACGAUCUUGCCCUCAGAGCCGAUUACGAGAACGCUUCAAAGACGAAGGAUUACUACUACGAUGUCGAUGCAAUGGAGCACCUGCAGGCAUUCAUUGCCGACUGUGACCGGCGGACAGAUGCGGCCAAGAAACGGCUGGCGGAAACACAGGAAGAGCUGACGGCAGAGGUAGCCGCCAAGGCCAAUGCCGUCCACGAACUGGCGGAGGAAAUUGGUAAGAAACUUGCAAAGGCAGAAGCUUUAGGUGAAGCAGGACAGGUCGAGGAAAGUAUGAUGCUGAUGUCAGAGAUUGACGAGCUGCGCGCGAAAAAAAUCAAAGCCGAACAGGAGUACAGAAGUGCCAUCCCGGCGAGCAGCUAUCAGCAGCAGAAGUUGCGUGUUUGCGAGGUUUGCUCGGCCUAUCUCGGCAUUCACGACAAUGACGUACGAUUAGCGGAUCAUUUUGGCGGUAAGCUUCAUUUGGGAUUUUUGGCAAUUCGGGAAAAGUUAAUAGAACUCGAGAAGACCGCUUUGCCUCGGCAGAAAGAACUUAAAAGAAGCGGUCGCCGCGAUGGCGACUAUGACGAUAAUCGCGGAAGGUCUCGAUUUGUGGGAGGACGUGAACUUGACAGACGAUCACGGGCUUUGGUCCGAGAGCGCGAACGUCGUGAAAAUAUGGAAGACCAGAAGCAACAAGAACAGCCACAGGAGCGUCUUCGUUCCAAAAGCAAGGAAAGGCGUUCGAAAAGUCGCGAGCGAAAACCAGAACGUGAUCGGGAUCGGAAUCGUGAUCGCGAUCGGAACCGAGAUCAAGACCGUGAACGUGAUCGUGAUCAAGAUCGUGACCGUGAUCGGGAACGGGAUCGCGAUCGGGAGCGCAACCAUAACCGUUAUCGUGGCGAUCGUGAUCGGGACCGUGACCGCGAUCGCGACAAUCGGGAUCGUCGACAUCGUUCGCGCUCACGGGAAAGAUCGAGACGGUAAGCAUAAUCUAUCUCGCAGUCGAUAGAACCAUGUUUACUUUUCAUACAGCGAACGGCAGAAGCGAUACAUCAGACGGAUAAAAUCUGCGAAACGGGUGCGGUUUGAGCGAUGUCGUGUAGAUAGAGCACUUAUUCUGGCUACAGAAAUCAAUGUUUUUCGAGCUAGCAGCAUGGAUCGUAAGGAAUAUUUUAUCCAAUUUCACUUCAACGUACUUUUACUAAGUGUGAAUGGUGUAGAAAAAGUGUUUAACGUGUAGUGAAGUAACGUGGAUACACGUCUUUAUCCGUAAAGUUGACGGAACAUGAAAACUACCUACAACAUGAAAUCGGUAACUUAUUAAAGAAUAAAAUCGAUAAUAUCCUCGAGAAUGUGUAUUCCAACGGAAUGAAACGUUCUUAUUGUACAAUAUCUAAGAAGCAUUGAAACGAUUGAGUCGAGAACAGUACGCAGUAUGUGUUUAUCUCAUCAGUGUUUUUCAAAAAGCUCCAGGCGGUGUGUUCUAUCAGGAAGCGAACGCGAAGAUUGGUAAGAAUUUUUUUGUAUUUGUUUGACCUGAUAAAAUUAACCUCAAUGAUUUGUUAGAUAUGAUUUUAAGUAAAAUUUCAGUAACAAAAGUAUAAACCAUAUCCGUCAUUACGACUGUUAUCUUGCGUUGUAUUACAAUUAAACACAAUACACAGAAUCUUGAACAUUAAAUAGUGAUCUACAACUAUCAUCCCAUAACCAUGCUACAUCCCAAUAAAUAGAUGUGUUUAGCUCUAAGCUCUAACGGGCGAAAUAUCAUAAUUGCGAUUACCGCUAUAUAAUUGGAUAAUGAAUAAAAAUUAACAAGUAGUUUAUUACAAUAA